AAGAAAUCAGGCAAGUUAUUAAACUAUUACUAUAAUGAUUAUAUUUGGUUAGUGUAUUUAAUAAUAUUUAGUAUAUACUAGUAUUCUUUGUCUUGCAUAUUGAUUAGUAUAAUAUACUUUCUGAACUUCAGGUUUAUUCAUCUGUCAGUCUUUGUUGUUUUUAAGUCAUAGUAUAUAUAAAAUAAAAAAAAAAGCAAACUCUUCAUGAGAAGGUAAAGUGUCUAUCUGUGCUAUGCAUGUUAAUUCUUAGGAAGGUCUGGAGUCAUCUUUAAGCCUUCACCUAUUCGUUUGUAUUUUUGAUAUACUGAGCUUGAUAAUUAUUGGAUAAAAAUUACUAUAUGUCAAGUACUAGAGGUAAGCAGCGGAAGAAGAAAUAAGAUUUGUUAACAAGAAUGAAAUGGAAAAAGUUUAUUAUAUGUGUCAUAGUCUUUGUUGGGCAUCGUGACACUUUGUCUAUAGUCCGAGAUGCUUUAGAGAGACUAAGUCUUGGAAGAUCACUUGAAUCUGUGAGUUCUAGACCAACUUGGGCAACAUAGCAAGAUCCUCUCUUCAAAACUAAAUAAGUAAAAGAGAGCUGCUGAGGAGUUUCAAGGAGUUAAAGCUCUUGCUAGGCUAAUGAUCUAAGUUCAAUCUCCAGAACUCACAGUGGAAAUAGAGAGAUAACUUUUGGAAGUUGUCCUUUGGUCCCCACAUGCAUUUUGUGGCACACACAUGCACAGAUACACACACACACGCACAUAUGCACAUUUAAAAAUGAAUACAUAAAUAAAUACAUGUUUAAUCUUCAAAUGUAGUAGAUGUGUUAAUAUGAUCAAAGAUUAUCAAUUUCUUUUCUUUUUUUUUUUUUUAGUAUUCAGUAUAGUUUAUUCAGGGCAUGGAGAGGGGAGUUGAAGGAGUAGAGACAAAGAAAGGCAGAGAGACAGAGAGAGUGAGGGAGAGGGAGAGAGAGAGAGAAGAAGCUGGCUGUGAGCAUUUGGAGAGAGAGGGAACAGGAGCAAGAGGGCAGAGCAAGAGCAAGAUUAUCAAUUUCUAAGUGUCUCGUUAUGUUAGUAUAUAAUCAUUGCAUAAUUAGAACUUUUGUUCUCAAGAAGUUUUAAAUUAUGUCAUUCAUUCUGUAUAUUGAAAUAAAUUGGGCUGGAGAGAUGGCUCAGCAGUUGAGAGCACUGACUGCGCUUCCAGAGGUCCUGAGUUCAAUUCCCAGCAACCACAUGGUGGCUCACAACCAUCUGUAAUGGGAUCUGAUGCCCUCUUCUGGUGUGUCUGAAGACAGCUACAGAAAGUAGAUAACAAAAAAAGAAUAAAUAAAUAAAUAAAAAAAAAAGAAAGAAAUUUGACUAUCUAUACUGGAGUUAUUUUGUAAAGAUAAGAAAUUUGAACCAAAAAAUAGAAACAAGAAAAGUUAGGUAUGGUGGGGCACAUUUGUAAGCUCAGUGUUCUAGAAGCUGAGACAAGUGCCGUAAAUUCAAAGCCAACCUUGGUUAUAUAUUGAAUACUAGGCUGACAGGGCUAUCCAGCAACGCUUUGUGUAUUAGUUACUUUUUCUGUUACUGGGAUAAAACAUGAUGACCAAGGGAUCUUAUAAAAGAAGAUUUUAAAUUGGAUUUACAGUUAUAGAGGAUGCUAGAGCAGCAGUUGAGAGCUUGAGUCUUGGUUCACAGGCUUGAGACACAGAGAGUGAGGUAACUGGGAAUUUGACAGCUUUUGAAACUUUAUCCCACUCCCAGAGGUAUGCCUCCAAGAAGGCCACACCUCCCAAUCCUUUCCAAAAGAGGGUAGGGGGAGAAUGACGAUGACACACGACACCAAGCAGUCAAAUGUAUUUGAGGUUAUGGGGACCAUUCUUGUUUGAACUACCAUGCCCUGUUUUAGAGCACCAAAUCAAAAUCAAAAUACAGCAUUUUUGGUGCCUUCAUAACAAACGGAAUAGAGUUCGUUGUCAUUGCUUUAUGGGAGAAAUCGUUAUCUCUGGAAAGUAGAUCUUUUUUGGCUAUUUACCAAGCUAAAUUUCCCCAAAGUGAUUUCAUUAGAAAAAGCCUAAUUUAAGAAUGAAGAACAUUUUGUGUCUGCAAGAUGACUCCCAGAUAAAAGCAUUUGUUUGAUACACACCUAAGUUUGACCUCUGGUGGGAGGAGUGGAAAAGGGAGAACCAACUCCCAAAAGACACAUGCACAUUUUUUUUUUUUUCUUUUCUUUUUUUCGGAGCUGGGGACCGAACCCAGGACCUUGCGCUUGCUAGGCAAGCGCUCUACCACUGAGCUAAAUCCCCAACCCCCACAUGCACAUUUUUUAUUAAGUUAAUAACAUGUGUUUCUAGGAUUAGCUUGCCUUUGUGGUUAAUCCUCUCUCUCCUUAUAUACUGGUUAUAGCCUGCAAACUCUGUAGAAUUGUCAAGAAGAAGAAGAAGUUAAACAGAAACAAAACCCUUAGGUAUUGAUAGAAAAAGGUUUUGUUUUCUUUUUGUUUUCUCUUUUUUUGGGGGAGGGGUGAGGGGUAGGUAGGAUCUCAUAAUACUCAGGGUGGCUUGGAGGUUGAACCUUGUAAGUAACUAAUGAGAUUCAGGUAUAUACCACCUUUCCAGCUUGCUGUUUUGUUUUGUUUUCUUUAGCCAGGAUUUACCACAUAGCCUAUGUUGGCCUAGAAUUCAUAAAUCUGAGACUACAAGUAUGUGCCUCUAUACCCAGCAGCAGCAAUAAUAUAAUUUAAUCUGUUGUUUAAAUUUGCAUUAAAUUCAUUAUAGAUCAAAGAAAAGCAAAUAACCCACAAGGCCAUUGUUGAUGGCUUUAUGAUGACUCCUUGUAAUAAAAAUGCAUGAGAAAAAGAAUAUUGUUAACAAAAUUCUCACUAAUUCUAAGCUGCUCUGAUAGUUAGAAUUUUUCAUAAAAUUCAAGUAUUUCACUUGUUUUUCUAUAGUAGCUUAGGCUAUAUAGCUAAAUUUAAAUGUGCGAUUUUAGACAAUAAUGUUUUAGAUUAAUUUUAAAAAAAAUUAAUGUUUUACAUAGUAAAGUGGUGAUUGUUUCUAAUUUGAGGAUUGUUAGUAUUGCUGGAAGAUCAUGGUAUAAAUUAUUUGGGGGAGCUUACUUAUUAUUACUUGUAAAGAAAAAUUAAAACUUUUUUUUUCCCUCCUCUUAUUUUCUUGGGGUGCAUUCCAACUCCAGAAGGUAAGAAGUAUUACUUUAUUUUAAAGGAGUAUUAAGCAAUUGUAAAGCACUCUUUUACAAGUUUUAUUGAGUGUGCCUUUAUGUGUAUAAUUUUUACUUUAUCUUAGAAAUGAAGUAAUAUUGAUAGUACAUAAAUAUUAGUUACUGAGUAUGCUUUUUUAUUGUUUAUUUUUAUGGUUUGUAAUCAUUACAUAGCCAUAAUUUUAGAAAUUGUUGGCAUUAAGGUUUAUCAAAUUUUUCAUUUGCUUUAUAGCUCUGAAGUAUAAUUCAGCAUGUUGAUGAAAACACAAGAUAGAGAUGUGCACGUUGCCUUGGGACUUCCCCUCUUGCAUGCUUAAAUGCAAUGCUACACACAAACUCUCGAGGAGAAGAGGGCAUCUUCUAUAAAGUCCCAGGUAGAAUGGGAGUGUAUACUUUGAAGAAAGAUGUGCCAGAUGGAGUGAAAGAGCUGUCAGAAGGUUCAGAAGAAAGCAGUGAUGGUCAGUCAGAUUCUCAGAGCUCUGAGAACAGCAGCAGCAGUGAUGGUGGCAGCAACAAAGAAGGGAGAAAGAGCAGGUGGAAAAGGAAAGUAUCAUCUAGACUAUCACAGCCAUCUUCUCCUCAGUCAAGCUGCCCAUCCCCCACCAUUCCAGCCAGUAAAGUCAUUUCCCCAUCACAGAAGCACAGCAAAAAGGCAUUAAAGCAGGCCCUGAAGCAACAACAACAGAAGAAGCAGCAGCAGCAGCAGCAGCAGCAAUGCAGGCCAAGCAUGUCCAUCUCCAAUCAGCACCUCUCUCUCAAGACUGUCAAAACAGCCAGUGACUCUGUACCUGCCAAACCUGCCCUAUGGGAAGGAAAGCAAUCUGAUGGACAGUCAAGCAGUCCCCAGAACUCAAAUUCCAGCUUUUCUUCCUCAGUGAAAGUGGAAAGUUCUCUGCUAGGCUUGGGGAAGAAGUCUUUGCAGAGGUCUGACAGACUCCACACAAGACAAAUGAAAAGGACUAAAUGUGCUGACAUUGAUGUUGAGACUCCUGAUUCCAUUCUGGUUAAUACUAAUCUUCGAGCGCUGAUCAACAAGCACACCUUUUCAGUUCUUCCUGGCGACUGCCAGCAGCGCCUGCUUUUGUUGCUUCCAGAGGUGGACCGACAGGUUGGUCCAGACGGCUUGAUGAAGUUGAAUGGCUCAGCCCUUAACAAUGAGUUCUUCACUUCGGCAGCUCAGGGCUGGAAGGAAAGGCUCUCAGAAGGUGAAUUUACCCCUGAAAUGCAGGUGAGAAUUCGACAAGAGAUUGAGAAAGAGAAAAAAGUAGAGCUGUGGAAGGAACAAUUCUUUGAAAGUUACUAUGGUCAGAGUUCUGGCCUAAGCCUUGAAGAUUCACAGAAACUGACAGCUUCCCCAAGUGAUCCCAAAGCAAAUAAAUCCCCAGCUGAGCAACCAAAAUCCAUACUUCCUUCAGAGGCCUCUCCUGUCAGCACCAUCCCAGUGUUUCCUCAGUCCGAAUGUAAAGAAGAAGCAGUGCAAAUACCAUCACCAUUCAAAAAAGAGAGCCAAGAUGAGGCCAGGCCAAUCUCUCAAUCCCCAGAAACUGUUCUUGCAUUGGCUAGCAAUACAAAUGAGCUUAUCACCGUGAAACCCAUCAAGAGCCCUAAGGAUGAGGGUCUCUUAGAGCAGAAACCAGUUGCCUCUGCUGAACAAGAAUCUGAGAAAGAAAAUCAUGUCACCACAUCUAGUAGUAACGAAAGUGAGAACCAAGAAGCGUUAGCUAUAUCCGCAAGCAAACCUAAAAAUGCCGGCUUUGAAAAACCCACCACCACAAAGCCUGCAGGAGCCAGUCCACUGGGCCCUGAUAUGCAGGUGCCUCCAGCACCUGUUAGCGACCACAUCCCAGAGAGUCUCAAGAGGAAAGCUGCUCUGACCCAAGAAGAGGCCACUAGCAGUUGGGAGAAAAGACCACGGAUCACUGAGAAUCGCCAACACCAGCAGCCAUUUCAGGCCUCCCCACAGCCCUUUCUUAAUAGAGGGGACAGGGCCCAAGUUCGAAAAGUCCCACCUCUUAAGAUCCCUGUCUCCAGAAUCUCCCCGAUGCUGUUUUCUACAUCGCAGGUCUCUCCCAGGGCUCGUUUUCCAGUCUCCAUCACUAGUCCUUACAGAACAGGAGCCAGAACUCUGGCAGACAUCAAAGCAAAAGCCCAGUUGGUCAAAGCACAAAAGGCAGCAGCCGCAGCAGCAGCUGCAGCAGCUGCAGCCGCCUCAGUUGGAGGGACCAUUCCAGGACCUGGCCCCGGGGGUGGACGAAGUCCAAGAGAGGGUGGUGAAAGGAAAACCGCCGGAGGAGGGAGUGCAGGCUCAGACCCAGUCAGUACAAAUGGAAAAGGUCCUGCACUGGAACUGGCCGGAACUGGAAGCAGGGGAGGUACGAGAGAACUUUUACCCUGUGAUCCCCAACCUGAGACCAAUACACCAGGCCAAGCACAGCCUCCUGGUGUCUCUGGAGCACAACUACAGCAAACCUCCUCAGUGCCUGCAGGACUUGCCGCCAGUGGAACAUGCACAAGUGUCCCAUUACCAGCCCACAUAGAAAUGUCAAACAGGGAAAAACCAAACCCCCACAGGGCAACAGCCACAGCAGCCUCUCCUUGCCACUCGCAAGAACCCAGGAGUUGCAGACUUGAGAGAGCUCUGUCUCCAACAGGACCUCCACUGAUCUCAGGAGCCUCACCUGUUUGUUUUGUAGCUGAUGGCACAGUUGAGCCCAAAGCAGGUUCUAAUAAGAAUGCACCAAAGCCUUCAGCCUUAACAAAGACAACUGCUUCUGCUCCACUAGAUAUGACUUCCUCUCCUGUAACGUCUUUAUUGACAACAGCCAGUUUAGAAAAACUCCCUGCACCCCAGAUCAGUGGAGCUGCAACAUCUACUGGCUCAGCGCCAUCCUCAAGCACUUUGCCGGUGGCUUCUAGCCUUAAAACCCCAGGAACAUCUGCAAAUAUGAAUGGACCCGUUUCACGACCAAGCUCUAGUAUCCCUGCUAACAACCCUUUAGUUACUCAGCUGCUCCAGGGCAAAGAUGUUCCCUUGGAGCAAAUUCUGCCUAAACCUCUCACCAAAAUUGAAAUGAAAACAGUUCCACUGCAUACAAAGGAGGAAAGGGGGGGGAUAGGGGUGUUCCCUGGCACCAGUGUGGUGGAAGGUAGCAGAGAGGACGUUAGUGGCAGGCAGGCCCAUCUGGCCAUCCAGCAGCUGGGGAAACCCUUGCAAAGCAAGCAGCUUUCCCAGGCUCCAAGGCCAGUUUGCCCUGCUAAGGACCGGAAGGACCCCUGCAUUGACACUCACCAGUACCAAGAAGGCCUAAGUAAAACAACGCAAGGUCAGCUCUUUCAGACUCUUAUCCAGAGGGCUCAAAGACAGAGUGUUCUUUCAUUUGUGCCACCCACUCAGUUCAACUUUGCUCACUCAGGUUUCCACUUGGAAGACAUCUCCACAAGCCAGAAGUUCAUGCUGGGUUUUGCCGGCAGAAGGACAUCCAAGCCUGCAAUGGCAGGUCACUAUUUACUUAAUAUUUCCACUUAUGGCCGGGGAACAGAUAGUGUUAAGAGGACCCAUUCUGUAAAUCCUGAGGAACGGUUUUGUCUAAGCAGCCCCACCGAGGCCUUGAGAGUGGGACAUGCAGAUUGUAAAAACACCACUGGAGAAAGCAGUAGCAGCAAAGAAGAGGAGAGUGAUGAGGAUAGUGUGGGUGAUGAGCAGGAGUCGGUAUCAGUGAAGGAGGAGCCCUGGGCUCCCCACAGUGGGGAAGCUCCAUCCACCAAUGAUUGUUUAGCUAGCAAGAGUGGGAAGACUGAGGUACCAGUGAAUGAGCAGACUACUUUAGGCAAGGAGAAUUACAUAUUAUCUAGAGGCCAAACAUUUGAUGAAAAGACCCUAGCCAGAGAUUUUAUACAGGCAACACAUAAACAAAUGGCUCACGCUGUGAGAGGUAAGACAGUAUGUAGCAGCCCUGAGCUUUUUAAUUCUACUGCUCUUUCUCUCCCUGCAGACAGUCCCACACAUCAGCCUCUACUCCUUCCACCACUGCAAACCCCCAAAUUGUAUGGAAGCCCCACACAGAUAGGACCCAGCUAUAGAGGCAUGAUCAAUGUUUCCACCUCAUCAGACAUGGACCAUAACUCUGCUAUACCAGGCAGCCAGGUAUCUAGCAAUGUAGGGGAUGUCAUGUCGUUUUCAGUGACUGUCACUACCAUCCCUGCUAGCCAAGCAAUGAAUCCCAGCAGCCAUGGCCAGACAAUUCCUGUUCAAACUUUUCCUGAUGAGAAUAGUAUCGAGGAUACACCUUCAAAAUGCUACUGCCGAUUGAAAGCCAUGAUCAUGUGUAAAGGAUGUGGGGCUUUCUGCCAUGAUGAUUGCAUUGGCCCCUCCAAACUGUGUGUCUCCUGCCUCGUUGUUCGGUAAUAAGAUGACAGCGUAUGUAAGGAGGGAAGGGUAGGCUUAAAAAGACGUGUUCUUGCACCCUUUUUAAAUCACAGAAAUAAAGUUUCAGUUGUCUCAAGAGACAUUAAUCAGGAAUGCAGAAUGCAGGUCUUGACAUUUACAGGAAGAGCACCUUGUAUAGUAGGUCUGAGUCAAAUAGGACUGAAUUGGUGACAAAGUUUGCACUUACAAAAUCAUGUAAAUAUGUCACAUUUUGUUUUAACAUUUUUUUUCAAAGUAUUUAGGUAAUGAUGUGUUAACUUUACAUUCAGAUUUAUUUUCCAUUUCUUUUGACUCUGUUCAUGGUAUGCAUGGUAAAAGGAAGCUGUCUGCCUCUGACCUUUCCUAGGGCUCCAAGGAAAGCUAGGAAGUGCCCAUCAUACUGAUUGUCUUCACAAACUGGUGCAGUCAGGUUCUAAACAAAUAAGAUGACCUUUGUGGGGUUUAGAUUCAGGGUUUGCUCAUCCCUUUACUUUAGAUGGAACCAUUUUCAGUGGGAUUUUCAAAAGGUAUUAACAUCCCAGACAGUGUUUUUGACCCUAACAGUCCUGGCUUAGCUCUUGGCUUCCAUGAAUCAGUACUGUAGUUAAGCAGAGAUCUGCUGUUAAGGUUCUGCUUCUAAGGGACUCACUAUGUUAGACUAGUGUGUGCACAGCAGUAGCAGCAGCAGUAAUGCAUCCCAGCAUUGCAUCCUUCACAGGCUCCCAGAGACAUGCUAGAUGUGCGUGUGUGUGUGUGUGUGUGUGUGUGUGUGUGUGUGUGUGUGUGUGUGUGUGUACACUAAAUGUUGGAAAAGGAGAAUGAAAUUGAAGAAACGGAGACUUCAAGGAAUUUGGAAGACUGGUUUUGACACUGGACAGAAAAUAGUCUUUUCAUAGUCUCUCAAACCAUUUUAGGUAGAAAAGUCUUUGGUACUUCUUUGGCAUCCAGAGCAUCAGAGAUGGACGCGGCAACCUUAUGCCAUCCUAUCAUAAUACAUUUUUGCACCCACACACAAUACAAGAAGCAGUUUGCUGUUUUAGAAAGUGAAUCAACUAUCCUAGAAUUUCAGCUGUCUGGACAGCCAGGAUGUCUACCCAGAACGGGCAUUGUGAGUGACUAAUGGAAUGUGAGGUUUUACUGUCUUCUGAUUUUUGUUUUUAAAAUCCUCCCAGCACUCUGGAGGCAGAGGCAAACCAGUCUCUAAGUUCAGGGCAGAGAAGCCCUGUCUCAAAAAACAAAAACGAAAAAACCCUAAAUAAAUAAAAGAAGUACACAAGGGGCUGAAGAGAUGGCUAAGUGGUUAAGGGCACUGACUGUUCUACAGAGGUCCUGAGUUCAGUUCUCAGCAACCACAUGGUGGCUCACAACCAUGUAUAAUGUGAUCCGAUGCCCUCUUCUGGUGUCUCUGAAGACAGUGGCAGUGUACUCACAUAUAGAAAAUAAAUAUUUUUAAAAAGGAAAAAAAAAAAACCCUCCAGUUGGUAGCCAUGGUGACACAUGCCACACACCUUUACUCUCAGCACUUGGGAAGAAGAGGCAGGUGAGCCUCACUGGGUUAGGGCCCGUAUGGUUUGCAUAGCAAGUGCCAGGGUACAGAGUGAAGCAAAAUAGUCACAAAUUCCUAAGGAGAUACUGUUUGAGUUAUAGUUAAAGAUGGUUUAAAGAAAAUAGUCUGUAUUGUUCGAUUUCAAGUCUCCCAGUUUAAAGUUUGUGAUGUAAUAUUGCAACCCUGUAUAGGUGUGUUACAGAAGCUGUUUAUAAAACUCAGAACAGUUUAAACUUGUUAAUUAUAUCACAUUCCAGAUUGGGGAAAGGAGACAGCAAUGUAUUUUCCUGCCGUGUGAUUGAUGCUCACCCCGGCCACCCUAUGUUUUUGCAUCAAAUACUGGGAGUGCUUCCUCGGUCCCUGCCCCAAACUCUAUGAAACUCACCGUCAUUUUUCUUCCCUCCUGUUGUGGACCUAAGCAAUUACAGGUUUAAAUUCUGUAUACAGCACUAGUCAAGACAAUGUGAUAUCCUUCCAUCUUCCCCUUUUAUUUCAGGAAAUGCAUAGCUUAGUGAAAAGAAAGCCUGCAAAUAUUCAGGGUUAAGAAGUGUGUAUGUUCUGAAGUGAAGGGCUAGUAAAAUAAUAAAAGCCAGGAUCUGCUCCCAAACCUUCAGGACAAUGGGUAGUCCCUAUGGGACCUUAAAAGACCCAUAUCUGAGUAGUCUCCCUUGUCUAGCCUGCUGGAAGAGGGUGAAUGUAUUCAGAAUGGACCUCAUGCUGUCAGUGACUAGUUUGUAUUGGUGAGAAAUUUCCUACUUCCUACCUUGCUUACUUUUGUUCCAUAGUUCCCUUAAUCUGAGAAUAGAUGGACAAGAGGAGGGCAUUAGGGAUUGUUACUCUUCUUGGUCCAAACUCAGGCCAUAUAUGCCCUAAGUAUUGUUCUUCACUAGUUUCCACUUAGUAAUACCCAACUAAUUUGUGUUCAAAGGUAUUCCAAAAGCAGGACUCACCCACUGUUUUUUUUUUUAGAUUGAAAAUACACUAAAUAGUCCAUUUAGUCUAUUUUAAAACUUGGUUUCAGAUGGAAGGUGUCCAUUCUUCUUAUGAAUGGACACCAACCAUUCUUCUUAUGAAUGGACACCAACCAUUCUUCUUAUGAAUGGACACCAACUAGUCUUCUUAUGAAUGGACACCAACUAGUCUUCUUAUGAAUGGACACCAACUAGUCUGGCCCUGAGUUUGCCACUCCUGUGACUAUUAACACAAACUUCGUCAUAGCCUUUCAGUGACUUUAAGUCAACUCUAAACUGGUUCAGUGAGCGCUAAGCUUAUUCUUUGGGCUUUGAGUGGCUAUUUCCAGUGAGGUGUUAGGGCUAUGUGCCCUAUCCAGCCUUCAAAACAGUCUCCAUGAAUCUCCUCUGGGAGAGUAUUGUUUGCAGUGUGUCAUCUCAGCGUGGUUUUUGAGUGUUCUGAGUUGCUUAAGUAGAACACUCCCUGAAUCAAAGUUUUUUUUUAAAUAAUCAGCAUUCUAUAGCCCACUAAUAUGGGGGGAGGGUACAAAUAACCUGGAGUUGUUUGGCCUUUGUUCCUUGAUUCCUGUACUCAAGACACUGAAGCUGUCUCCCGUGUCCUGUGUGAAGAAUAAGAUCUGGCAAAUGAGGGAGCUUUCUUGAGACAGGAAGGCUGCAUUUCUGUGGGUAGAGAGAUGUGGGUGUUUGAGAGCCUAUCUCAGAUGUACAUUAAUAGGAAAGAAAGGUGCGCUCUCUGAUGUAACAGUCCCGUCACUUACCGUUCUGAUUGCUCUGUACUGCUUUCCUCCACUUCAGGAAGCCUUAACGAGCUCUUGGCUAAAUGGUUUGUUAGAAUGGUCAGGCUUUCCUCUUGUCUUUGUCCUGCUAUUUGUUUCAGAGCUGACUGUCAACGAGCAGUGUCAGAAUUGUUCCCUCCCAGACUUAACAUGCAGAAGAGAGUGUCUCGUUGCUUUGUAACCGUGUGUGCUAAGUGCUGAACUUGGCCAUGGGUGGUUGCAGCUCAGUUUAUAGAACAGUCCAAAGAGACUUGUGCAAAACAUGAUGACAGGCAGGGACCUUCUCCUGUGGGUUUCAGUACCUACAUACCUAUUGAACAAAGCAGUAGGUGGACACUUCCUAAAGUUGAAGCAGUGGCUUCAUAGAGUCUUGGUUACUUUAUUUUUUUUAAUGCUUUACAUUUGAUACAACUAUUGAAGAUCAAUUUAAAAAUAACUUUCCAGUAAUAUAUUUUAAGUAAUAUAUAUUUUAAUAUCUAUGUAAAGAGUGACAGUGGAGGACUGAAUUUCUCAUGUAUAAUUUCUAUGUCUUGGUAGGGUCUCAUUGUUGGGGCACAAAUUAUUUCAAAGGAGUUGCUCUAAAAACACUCAGAUUACUUCCCAAAAAAAAAAAAAGAAAGAAAAAAAGAAAAAUGCAAUAAUGGGAAUGAUUUGGGGCUUUUAAUUUUUAUUUUAAAAGAAAAUUGACUUAUUUGCCACAAGCUAUUUUUCCCUCUCUGGUGAUAAGGUUUGUACAGACUGGUUUGGUAAAUGCUAAAUUUUUGUGUCUUUUGCCUUUUUAAAGGAAUUGUUAACAUUGGAAUUGAGGGUAUGUACAGAGAAGUUGGUGUCAAUGCCAUUUAAUAAGUCAUAUUUUUUCACAAAUAAGGAAAAAUCAUUUUAAUAAGAAUUUUAAGUAUUUGCAAUAAAUAUAUGUAUAUAGAUUGUAUGUAUUCAUAUAUUAUUUUUCAUUUUAUUAUUAAGUAAAAGAUAAUUAAAAGUGAAAUUAAAAAUCUUGUAGUUUUUGAUGAAUCUUGAGGUCUGACAUCUGAAUGUAACACGGGGAAGGGCCUUCAAAUAGUUGCCAUGUAUAGUCACCACAGACUGAAAGAGUAAAUCAAGGGACUUGGCCGUAAGUCAGGACAAUGGAUUACAGAGCUUCAGUAGAAAUAUGAAAAUGUCCUAGCUCAUCUACCUUUGGUGUUUUCAUCUUCCACCAUACUGGAAAAGUGAGGAAAGCAGAGUAGGCCCUUGUAUUGUGUCUCUGGCUCUUAGCAUCCAGGAAGGUAAGGAGACAGGGUAAACGGGCUUUUACAGUUUUACUGCUUUGUUUCAUGUUGGUACCGUCACAUACCAGGCCCUUGGGAUACUGAAGAACUAGCCUCUUAAACGUGGAGAAGACUUGUUUUCUCUCUCCCAGUCAUUAUCCAAGGUGAGUUUCAUAGCCAAAUUCAUGUUGUGCUUGACUGACCUGGGCAGGUCAAAACCUAGAUCUGUGUUAAGAACACCUAUGCCUUGUGGUUGUUUCCAAAUAAUUAGGAAGAUGGCUUGUGUCAAGAGCAUUUAGGGAAAUGAGCAGUGGCCAAACUAUCUGAAGUCAAAUGUCUUUGUUCCCACACCUGGAUUACUGUUGAGUCAAAGAGAACCCACUUCUGGUUGUCAAAUAAAUGGUUUGGGGAUGUAAUGUGUAGAACAGAAUAUCUACAUAGAUGGUCUGAGAAAUAAAGGUAGAUCUCCUGGUCUGUAAAAUUUGUAAUGCAGUUCAGUGAUAAUAAACGUCCACCUGUUCUUCCUCUUGAGUGCUGGGUUAAAGGCAUGUGCCACCAAGCUAGGCUACCUAGCUUUUUAAAAAGUAACUUGAAGUUUCCAACAUCUGAGUUAGGUAAAAACCUUGAAGUUAGUGUAGCCAUCCAAGAGAUAGUAUUACAGAUCUCAGCUGAAAGUACAAUUUCUAAAACAGAUUUUUGGGACCAUGGAAAAACUCAGUCACUAAAAGCACUUGCUGUCCAAGCCUGAAGACCUGCCUGCAGGACCCUAACGCCCAUAGAAGGUGGGUGGUAUUUGCCUGUAAUACUACCUCUGGGGAGAUAGAGAAAAGCUGAUCUUGGAGGUUUCCUAAUCAGUUAAACUCCAGGUCCAGUAAGAAGCCUAUCUCAAAAAACAAGGUGGAGCAUCGACUGAGAGCAUUCCCACAUGGACCUUUGUCCUUACGUGUGCCCACGCAGGCAGGUGCACUUGAGUUACAUAGUGUGCACAUACAACGGAGAUGUGUUAACUCUCAGGGAACAUCUGCAUUGCAAUUCCUAAUCAUAGGAAGGUGAAAUUAUGACCAUUAAAAUAACUCCCAUUUACUUAAUAGUUCAUACUUAACCAUUUAGCACAGCCACUUUGUAAGGAAAAUCCAAAUUCUUGCUAUGCCAGAAUCCUAUGUUCAUUGCUUUUUACACAACUUUAUUUCAACUGAUUUUUCAGUCAGAUUGAACAUCUCGAGACUUUUAUAUAUAAAUCCUGUUACUUAAGUAUUUAUUGGUAUUUAUUAAGUAUUUACUUACUUAACUAUGUGCUCAGCCCUGACAAGAUGCUGGUUAUACAAAGAUAAAAAAUUUCACUUAAACAGUUCUUCCUAAAAUUGGAACCAUGCAGCACUGACUUUAGUUUUUAGGGUUCAAUUAAUCAAUGUUGUGUUUCCCAAAGUAAGUAUGAGUUGUUAAAUAAAAGCAAAAGCUUUGAGCACUGGACAAAGCAAUAUAUAUUUAAAAAAAAAAAAAAAAGUGCCUCUAGGGCUGGAGAGAAGGCUCAGCGGUUAAGAGCACUGACUGCUCUUCCAGAGGUCCUGAGUUCAAUUCCCAGCAACCACAUGGUGGCUCACAACCAUCUGUAAUGGGAUGUGAUGCCCUCUUCUGUGUGUCUGGAAACAGCUACAGGGUGCCCAUAUACAUAAAGUAAAUAAUUAUUUUAAAAAAUAGUUUGCCCCUAGAUGAUAGCUGCUAAUGUAGACUUGAAGUGCCAUGUUAAUAAAAUAUACUUUAGGGAGUUUGAUGGAAUAGAGGGAGGCAGGCUAAAUAAGCAAUGGGGGUAAAGGCAGCUUUCAGUUUUGUUUUGUUUGUUUUUUUUUUGUUUUUUUUUGUUUUUGGUUCUUUUUUUCGGAGCUGGGGACCGAACCCAGGGCCUUGCGCUUCCUAGGUAAGCGCUCUACCACCAGCUUUCAGUUUUAAACAGUGAUGCCCUGGGGUCACAGUUAAAAUGCACUUCAUUCCUUUUCCUUAGGCCCAAGUCCUUACUUACUUCUGAGUAGUAAGAAGUCGUGGUCAGUACUUGGCUCUUGAAUUCUCCUUGCCUCUUGUCUUUAAACAGAUGUUUGGGUUCACAGCUUUCUAUAUGCCAAAAGAUGUGCAUCUGCACUUCAAAGAACUGCUCGGUGUAUUUAAAACCAAGGGAUAGUUUUUUCAGCUCUUCCUGGGACACCUUGUGCCCUUGUGACCGUACACAGAAGAUAGACCACAGAUUACUAUAGACUUUAGACCACGGACUGAGAAAUGAGUGAGAAAACCUGAGAAAGCCAGAUGACUGGUUGUGGAGGCCACCUGUGACUAAAUAGUGGGGUCUUGUGAGCCUCGAUCGAAUUUUUCUUGCUCUUGACAUUCAAAGAAAAUGAGGGGCUGAGAUAAAAUGUUUGGUUUUCAUCUUAACUGCAAAACUUAAAGGAACUAAUGGGGAGAAAAACAAUAAAUCUGAGAUGUAGUUUUUAAAUGGACUUAAACUUUGAGUUGAGUGCCUUACUCUUCUUUUUAAAAGUACUUUUAAAAAAUUGCAGGUUAAUUUAACAUGAGUCACUGAGUGUAACGUGCAGCUUGGUUUGAAACAUGGGCUAAAAGAAUAGUUUUCUGUAAAUUGUGGCAGCUUUUGCUACAGAUCAGGCUUGGGGCUGUGUACCUGAAUCUGAACUCAGCUGGCCUCGUGAACACUGUAUUAUGCCAACCUGAGCCAAAACUCAACUUCAUUAAAUUUAAUCAAAAUUUGUCUUUAUUAAGUGAGCCUCAUUAGGAACUGAAUUCAUUCUCGCAAAAGCAUUGAAGAUAGGCUAAAAUCUAUUUUCCACGUCGCCACUGUCCUUCAUACAGAGCGUGCGGAAUAUAAAGUUACUUUUAAAACCAAACUCUUAGAAAUGAAACUGGAGGAUCAUCUUCAAGUUAACAGCUCUUUUCUGCUUCAGUGGUGACCUGCUGAACCCUGUAUGUCAUUUUAAUAUCCAAGUCCAGAUCUCCCAGAGUCUCAUUUGGCCGCCAGUGGUCAAUGGAAAGAAGAACGUGGUCAAAUGACUGAAAUUUCCAGCAAUUGGCAAGGGAAGGCUGGAAGAUGAGUUCCAAGAUCCUCUUAACCUAUAGCAAAUUCAAGGCCAUGCCCCGCUACCUGAGACCCUGCUUCAAUCUAGAGGGAAUGCUAAUUUAAUCAGACUUGCUCUCGGGAAAAUCCAUGAAAGGCCUAGUAUAUGACAAAUGAAUCUGGAACUUAAAAGCCUCUGUAGCCAUAGUGCUUUGAUAUGUUUGCACAGCUCCUACUGGAGCGAGUUCCGCAGCACACUUCCCACCAGCACCACGAGAAUCAGAAUGGAAGAGAAGAGUUUAGCAUUAGUCUCAUGGACUGGAGUCUGCACAUAGACUCUAGAACAGUCUGCCUUUCAACCACACUCUCUCUGUUCCUCUCACUUUCUACUCUUCCCUUUAUUGGUACUAUAGAAGCUGUUUUCUUACAAGUUGAAUGUAUGAUAAUGGUUCUGUCUGAGUGACUCAUGUUGAAUAAAGGCAUACAAUUUUA
Rattus norvegicus (Norway rat) is the source of this 15671-nucleotide messenger RNA. It is a transcript of the gene Asxl2, whose product is annotated as ASXL transcriptional regulator 2. Gene Ontology annotation, biological process: positive regulation of fat cell differentiation; positive regulation of peroxisome proliferator activated receptor signaling pathway; regulation of DNA-templated transcription. Lineage: Eukaryota; Metazoa; Chordata; Mammalia; Rodentia; Muridae. The record is from RefSeq and is a predicted model, not a curated record. Gene Ontology annotation, cellular component: nucleus; nucleoplasm. Gene Ontology annotation, molecular function: peroxisome proliferator activated receptor binding; DNA binding.